This is a messenger RNA of Lontra canadensis (Northern American river otter), 1080 nucleotides long. It is a transcript of the gene SIX2, whose product is annotated as SIX homeobox 2. Bases 67 to 963 code for a protein of 298 amino acids. The record is from RefSeq and is a predicted model, not a curated record. Lineage: Eukaryota; Metazoa; Chordata; Mammalia; Carnivora; Mustelidae. Gene Ontology annotation, biological process: kidney development; regulation of transcription by RNA polymerase II. Gene Ontology annotation, molecular function: DNA-binding transcription factor activity, RNA polymerase II-specific; RNA polymerase II cis-regulatory region sequence-specific DNA binding. The transcript has 2 exons. Gene Ontology annotation, cellular component: nucleus; transcription regulator complex.
GCGCCCAUGCCGGACCGCGCAGCGCGGUGAGGGCGCGCGCGGGCGGGCGGGGGCGCAGCCGGCACCAUGUCCAUGCUGCCCACCUUCGGCUUCACGCAGGAGCAAGUGGCGUGCGUGUGCGAGGUGCUGCAGCAGGGCGGCAACAUCGAGCGGCUGGGCCGCUUCCUGUGGUCGCUGCCCGCCUGCGAGCACCUCCACAAGAAUGAGAGCGUGCUCAAGGCCAAGGCGGUGGUGGCCUUCCACCGCGGCAACUUCCGCGAGCUCUACAAGAUUCUGGAGAGCCACCAGUUCUCGCCGCACAACCACGCCAAGCUGCAGCAGCUGUGGCUCAAGGCGCACUACAUCGAGGCGGAGAAGCUGCGCGGCCGGCCCCUGGGCGCCGUGGGCAAAUACCGCGUGCGCCGCAAGUUUCCGCUGCCGCGCUCCAUCUGGGACGGCGAGGAGACCAGCUACUGCUUCAAGGAAAAGAGUCGCAGCGUGCUGCGCGAGUGGUACGCGCAUAACCCCUACCCCUCACCGCGCGAGAAGCGCGAGCUGGCCGAGGCCACGGGCCUCACCACCACGCAGGUCAGCAACUGGUUCAAGAACCGGCGGCAGCGCGACCGGGCAGCGGAGGCCAAAGAAAGGUACGAGGAGAACAGCGAAAACUCCAACUCCAACAGCCACAACCCGCUGGCUGCGUCGCUGAACGGCAGCGGCAAGUCGGUGCUAGGCAGCUCGGAGGACGAGAAGACGCCGUCGGGGACGCCCGACCACUCGUCGUCGAGCCCCGCUCUGCUGCUCAGCCCGCCGCCGCCCGCUGGGCUGCCGUCCCUGCACAGCCUGGGCCACCCUCCCGGCCCCAGCGCCGUACCCGUGCCCGUACCGGGCGGAGGCGGCGCAGACCCGCUGCAGCACCACCACGGCCUGCAGGACUCCAUCCUCAACCCCAUGUCGGCCAACCUCGUGGACCUGGGCUCCUAGAGCCCCGCCUGCCUUGACGCGCUCGCCUUCCAGCUUGGCGCUGGGGACCGAAGAGACGGUGUCGGGAGGGCGCCCUGUGCCGGCGGCCCCAUCAGGUACUGAAAGUCCCACUCGCUG